Effrenium voratum is the source of this 759-nucleotide messenger RNA. NCBI's taxonomy places the organism in Eukaryota, Dinophyceae, Suessiales, Symbiodiniaceae. The record is from the annotation of a GenBank genome assembly.
AUGGGUGCUCCUCUGCAGGUGACCUCCUUGCGGGCGCAGAUGGAGUUCCAGACUGCGGAGCUCCGGCAGACCGCAGAGCAGGUGGCUCUGAUGAAGCAAGAGUUCGAGCGGCGGGAGCGGUCCCUGCAACAGAUGCUGGACCAGGCCCGCCUGGGGCAAGAGGAGGAGCAGCGCACGUCCGAGAUGCAAUUGGCGCUGAAGCUGAAGCGGCAAGAGGACCAGGCGGAGGCGCAGGAGGCGAAGAUCCGAGCCCUGGAGGAGAGCGGCAAGCGCCAGCAGGAGCUCUACGAGCGCCAUGUGGGGCAGCUCACCGAGCAGAUGCGGAACUCGCAGGACAACUUCCGGAAGCAGUUGGAGGCGGUGCAGGCGGAGAAUGACGAGUCCCUGCAGGCCGCCAAGGGCAAGUUCGCAGAGGUGGAGCGCAGCUUGAAGUCGGAGCGCGAGCGCGUGGUGGCCGAAGUGCAGCAGGAGAGGGAGGAGCACGCCAGCAAGCUCGCCCAGGCAGAAGAGCUCAGCAGCCGGGUGGGCGGCAUGCAGAAGGAGACGGAGGAGUUGCGGAAGCAGCUGCUGGAGGCUGUACGGGUCUUGAAUCUUUGGCAUCUCUGGGCAUUUGCGGGCCCAGAGCCCACGUUUGACGAGCCGUUGGCGCAAGCACAUCAGAUGGACGUGGUUCGCAGUACGGCUCUUGCGGGCACGCGCGUUCCUACAGUGUUCGGUGGCUACUCUGUUGUUGAUUCACUCUUGGCUGCUCCCACGUAA